Brassica oleracea var. oleracea is the source of this 624-nucleotide messenger RNA. RefSeq lists its product as uncharacterized. The record is from RefSeq and is a predicted model, not a curated record. Bases 1 to 624 code for a protein of 207 amino acids. NCBI's taxonomy places the organism in Eukaryota, Viridiplantae, Streptophyta, Magnoliopsida, Brassicales, Brassicaceae. The transcript has a single exon.
AUGAAGAAGUUAACCGAAACGAAAAAAAUCGGUAACAAAUCACCGCCCGAGCAUAUAGCCGAAGCGAUAAUCUUCCUGAAGAAGCAUUUAGAUAAGAAUCUAAUGCACGACUAUGCAAACAUCAAAGACUCAACCGAACUUUGGCAAACCUUGAAGGAGAGGUUUGAUAACCAGAAAGAAAUCAAUCUCCCUCACGCUCUUGAAGAGUGGAAAAACCUGAGGUUUCAGGAUUUUCAAAAGGUUGAGGAAUACAAUUCCGCUGUUUUGAGGAUAGUUGCACAACUAAAUUAUUGUGAUAGUCCCGUCUAUGAGGCAAAAAUGCUCGACAAGACAUACAACACUUUCCACAAAGAGCAUAAACUCCUACCCCGAAUUUUCAAAAAAUGUGGGUACACUAGAUUUUCUGAAUUGAUGGUUACGCUCAUGUUGGCUGAAAAAAACGAUGAACUACUAAUCAAAAACCACAAUUCCCGACCUACGGCAGCCAAGACAUUCUCUAAAGUGAAUGCUAUGGCGGUAGAAAAUUCGGAAAGGAGAAACCAGACCAACCGAGGUCGUGGUCGCCGUUUCAACAACAAACGUGGAAAAAUUUACAAUCCCAAGUGGAAGAGAUCUAACAAUUGA